GGUAGUUGAGUGUAUAACCUACCCACAAGAAUGCAUGAGUGUGAGGCAAAGCAGCAUGUGGGACACAGGAUUCUUUCUUCCAAUCCAGGCCUCUAUAUAGAAUAAGGAAGCUCCAGGGCAUAACUUGUGUAGUGUUUAGUUGUACAUGUGGAUAAAAAAUAUUAGAAAGUCAGACAGGAUCUAAAAAUGGUCAUAUGAUGAGAGAGAAAUCAUCUGGACUUUUAUCAUCUGGGUGUUUUAACAAAAACGAAAGAUCAGCAUUCUAUCACAUCUUGGAGAGUCAAAGCAGAAGAGACUAAGCUGCAGGUGGAAGUUUGAUGUUGCUUGUUUGGCUGAUCUGGACACAACACAGCCACUGCCUCUAUGGUCCUUCUUACUGGAACAUUCAAAGGCAGACUUUACAUAAAAAAUGUUCUGGUGACUAAUUUUACCACUUACUCAUCCCUCAUUUGGUAAUGCGAGCAAAUGCAAAUAAAAUGAGCAGGAGAAUCUUCAAGAAAUAAAACAGAUUGCAUUAUCUGUGGUGAAAACGCUUAAAGAAACGAGUGAGUUAUUACUAAAAGGGGUAAUAUUGGUUUGAUCUGCAUAUGAAUUCUUAUGAGCCAAGCCAUGAGUGAGCAGAUUUCUGAUUUCUUCAAGAAUUGUUGGACAUUUUUGAUCACCAAACACAACGAGGGCAUUUACAACACAGUCUGUAUUGUGGUCCUCCUUAUGCUGCCUUUACUUGUUUUCUUCACUUCUCUGGUUAUUUGCUGUCACUGCUGCUGCUCAUCCUUUUGCAGAGGAUGUGACUGUUGCUGUUGCAGAGAGCCGUCUACACAGACAGGGACACAUGUUGAAAAGAAAAAAAAGAAAACGAAGAGGGAUGGGCAGAAUGAGGAGGACUUGUGGAUUUCAGUCAAAACGGACCCAACGAUUCCUGAUAGACUGGCCUUCACCACUGUCUAGUUGGGCCAAGAUCAUAACACACACACACACACAUACACACACACAAUGGUUUUGGAGUGAUUAACUUAUUUUGGUGAAAAAAAUGUAUCUCUUUAUCUUUUUAUCAAUUUAAACAAGCAAGAAUAAGAAAAGAACAAAUGCAAUCAAAUCCUUUCCCUACCCCUAAAAUGUGAUAUAUAGAGUAUUUAAGUGAGCAUAUACAGUACUGUACAGUAUGCUACAAAUAUUUUUAACUGUGCAAUAGAGGUGGAGUACACAUACAAUACAGCAUUGCUGACAGAGUGGAAAGAGCUUCCUGAACAUCCAAGAAUUCCAUUUUUGUUAAGCAAUAUCAGCCCUGUACAAAACAAAGGCCUGUAAUAUUUAAACGAUAUCAAUAUUGUUAAUACACCACUCUUCGGUGUAUUCUACUUACAGAAAAAAAAAUAAGAAUGUAGAUUUUACCAAAUUAGUGUGGCCCCUAAUCUGUUAUUACAUACUUUAGGCAAUCUGAUGGUUGAAAAAAGUUUUGACUUUAUGUGCUAAAAAUGAGGAAAAGUAUUUAAAAAAGCAUGGACAUGUUACAUUUAGGUGUGUGUGUGUGUGUGUGUGUGUGUGUGUGUGUGUGUGUGUGUGUGUUUAAGAAUGGAUCUACAGUACUUAUGCAGCAUGUUUAAUUGGCUUUCUCUAUGCUGUCAGUGUAUGUAAAUGAUUACAGUCCUGUGUUUUGUGUACCCUAAUUAAAGGUUCUGUAUUUUUCUA
This is a messenger RNA of Clarias gariepinus (North African catfish), 1689 nucleotides long. RefSeq lists its product as uncharacterized. The transcript is spliced from 2 exons. The record is from RefSeq and is a predicted model, not a curated record. Lineage: Eukaryota; Metazoa; Chordata; Actinopteri; Siluriformes; Clariidae. Bases 598 to 948 code for a protein of 116 amino acids.